Penicillium brevicompactum is the source of this 1857-nucleotide messenger RNA. It is a transcript of the gene sit2, whose product is annotated as putative siderochrome-iron transporter. The record is from RefSeq and is a predicted model, not a curated record. Gene Ontology annotation, biological process: transmembrane transport. The transcript is spliced from 3 exons. Gene Ontology annotation, molecular function: transmembrane transporter activity. The coding region runs from base 1 to 1857 and encodes 618 amino acids. NCBI's taxonomy places the organism in Eukaryota, Fungi, Ascomycota, Eurotiomycetes, Eurotiales, Aspergillaceae.
AUGGGCGUGUUCGAUGCCCUCCGAGGCCGUGGGACCGCCAACCAGACGACAGAAGUAUCUGAUACGAGUAACACUCAGAAUGAGAAGUCAGUCGCGGCUGGCGAGGACCAGCACCCACCGUCUUAUGACGCCGACACGCCCCCAAUCUCGUCGGAUGGGUCGCACCACGGGGAUAUGUUCGAUGAUGCAAAGGAAUUAGCCCAUAACCCCGAUACCGUCACAUCCGACGCCGAGCUGGGUCAACAAAAGGCGGAGGCAGCAGCUCUGGUAUGGAGCCGACCAGCGUUGGUUGGUAUUUAUGCAUGGAUUUGGAUUUGUACUUUCAUUUUGGCUUUCCACUCGACAAUCAGUGGUGUUCUGAUCAACUACAUUCAAGGAGGGUUUAAAUCUGCACCCCAGGUCUCCACCUCCUAUAUUCUGGCGAACAUCGUUGGCGGUGUUGUGAAACUCCCUUUGGGUAAGACACUGAACCUUUGGGGUCGUGCCGAGGGCACUAUCGUGUCUGUGGCCGUCUAUUUACUCGGCAUGAUUAUUCUCGCUUCUUGCAAUGGGCCCAGUGGUUAUGCCGCGGGAUACACACUCUACUGGAUUGGGUACUACUGCUUGUACCUCAUCCUGAAUGUGUUCGUCGCCGAUACGUCUGGUCUCAGGAACCGAGCGUUCGCCUUUGGAUUUAUGCAGACCCCGUUCAUCUGUACUGCCUUCACGGGCUCCCUGGCCGCAAACUCGAUUUAUACUAAAUACGGCUGGCGCUGGGGCUACGGCAUCUUUUGCAUUGUGACUCCAUUUGUCUUCUUGCCCCUCGCCAUGGUGUUCAAGUACUUUGAAAACAAGGCAAAGAAACAGGGUCUCCUCCGCAGACAGCCCAGCGGUCGAACCACAAUGCAGUCGAUCAUUCAUUAUAUCCAUGAAUUCGAUGUUAUCGGUGCCUUCCUGCUUAUGGCUGCCUGGGUUCUUUUCCUCCUACCCUUCAGUCUGGCUCAGAAUGGUCGCUCCACAUACAAAAGUGCAACAUUUAUCGCUCCUCUCGUUAUCGGUUUCAAGAUGUUCUUUGUCUUCGCCGCAUGGGAGAAAUGGGGCGCACGAACUCACUUCAUCAGAUAUGAAUUGAUCAAGCGACCCACCAUUCUCGGCGCAUGUAUAUUGUCCGCCACGCUGUUCUUCAGCUUCGAGCUGUGGGAUCAGUAUUUCUACAACUUCAUCAUCAUCACCUACGACAUUGGCACAGUCUAUGCAGGAUAUAUGCUCCAGAUCUACAAUGUCGGCUCGUGCUUUUUCUCCCCCAUCAUUGGAGCAAUCAUCUGGUCCACCGCGCGCUUCAAGUAUAUCUGCCUGUUCUUCGGCGCCCCCCUCAUGAUCCUCGGCUCAGGAUUAAUGAUCUACUUCCGUGGUGCCGACCACGGAAUCGGCUACAUUGUCAUGUGCCAGAUCUUCAUUGCUUUCGCCGGCGGCACCCUGGUCAUCGGCGAAGACAUGGCUGUCAUGGCAGCUGGUGGUCGUGAAGGUACCCCGAUGAUGCUGGCCCUCAUCGGACUGUUCUCGAACAUGGGUGGCGCAAUCGGUCUGGCCGUUGGAGCAGCGAUCUAUAAUAAUGUCUUCGUCGAUACCCUUGCCGCUCAGUUGCCACCUGAUCUAAAGGGCAACGCUACCCAGAUUUAUUUCGACGGUAUCAACACACAGUUGACCUAUCCUUUCGGCUCACCGCUUCGAGAUGCUGUUGCCUACACUUGGGGCCAUGCUCAGCGCAUGAACUGUAUUGCUUCUACUGCCAUCUUGGCUUUGACGAUUCCUUGUAUCUUGGCUUGGAAGAACUACAACGUCAACCAGAAGCAAAACAAGGGCCGGAUGAUUUUCUAG